Messenger RNA from Apus apus (common swift), 1304 nucleotides. RefSeq names its product chromosome 24 C19orf25 homolog (gene C24H19orf25). The record is from RefSeq and is a predicted model, not a curated record. Bases 73 to 399 code for a protein of 108 amino acids. The transcript has 3 exons. NCBI's taxonomy places the organism in Eukaryota, Metazoa, Chordata, Aves, Apodiformes, Apodidae.
GGGGCGCAGCGCGGUGGGUCCGUCCGUCCGUCCUGGGGAGGGGCCCCCCUGCGUGUGUGCGGCCCCCCCGGGAUGACCUCCAAGGCCAAGCGGGUUCUGCCCUCGCGCCCCGAGCCCCCCAGCCUGGAGCAGGUCCUGGCCGACGUGCAGGGCACCCACCCGGCAGACCCCGUCUUCCUCCUCCCCGCCGAGCCCCGCCAGGACCCCGGACCCUCCCCAGGCUCCCCCAGCCCCGCCGAGGAGCGGGAGCGGUUGUACCGACAGAGCCGCUCCUACGUGGAGAUGAACCAGCGGCUGCAGGAAUCCCGGGAGCGGCUGCGGGAGCGGCGGGAGGAGCUGCAGAGAGCGGGGGCAGCGCUGGAGAGCGGCAUGGCCGAGAUGAGGCAGAAAGCCUGCUGAGGGGGGCUGCUCCUCCAGGAGCCCCCUGGGCACCCCGGGACUCCCCUACUCCUCCCUGGACACCCCAGGACUCCUCCAGGAGCCCCCUGGGCACCCCGGGACUCCUCUGCUCUGCCCUGGACACCCUGGGACUCCUCCAGGACCCCCCUGGACACCCCACAGUUUCACCUGCCCGAAGGGGGCAGAUCUGGUUUGCGGAAGGUUCGCUGUUCCCACGUUGCUGCCGGUGACUCGGGCCGGGCAGCCCGACCUUUCCCCAGGGAGUGGCCGGUUCCUGGUGCUGGAAGGAAAGUUCCCACCUGGGGUUUGGUCCCUGCUGCCCGUGACGUUGUUGCCCUGGUCCCUGCCUGGUGACAUGUCCGCCACGCGCCGCCGCUUCGCCUACGACUUUUCCCUCUGGUACUGCCCCGAGGACGAGCACGUGGCCUCUCACAUCUCGGAGCGCUUGAAGAAAGAGGGAUUUCAGGGAUAUGUGGAGCACCAGGACCAAGUGGCCGGGACCUGUGUCAUCCCGUCUGCCGUGGAGGUGAUCGAGGCCAGCCGGGUGGCCAUCCUCCUCCUCUCUGCCAGGUCCCUGCGCGACCCGUGGUGCCAGCAGGUUUCCCAGUGGAACCUGUAUCACAUCAUCCACUGCCACGGGACCAAGGUCAUCCCCGUCUGCGUGGGGGUGAAGAAGGCUGAGGUGCCCCCUUUCCUGCAGCACCUCACGGGGCUGGAGUUCCAGGCCAACUUCUUCUUCGAGCGGCUGGUGGGCAGCCUGAGGACACCCCGCUCGGCAGCCGCCAGAGCCCGGCGCCCCCCGGCCUGGACAGCAAAGAGCUGAGGGGCUGGUGGUGACAGCCCCCCCGGGGGUCUGUCCUCUGCUUCAGACUGUCACCAAUCUCAUUAAAACCCUUCUUGGAGAA